GUUGGGUGAGCCAACGAAUAUUGAUGUUCGGAGCAAGUGGUUCUGCAACCUUUAAAGAUCAGAGUUUCAAGUGUGUUUCCUGGGGUACGUGGAGAGAAUGUCCACCAAGGCGAUAGUUCGAUGUAUCUUUAAACGUCGCAGGGAGGGUGAACUGACUCUAAUACCUGGAGAGGUUAUUACUAUUAACAAGCAGGAUAUUUACAGUGGUUGGUAUGAAGGUGUGAAUUCUAAUGGAGAGCGUGGACUGUUCCCAGGCCAAAAUGUUCAGUUGUUGAUGGACAGUGAAACAGCUGUGAAUAUAGAAGAAUCAUAUGCUGCUGACUCACAUUAUGAAGAAAUAAAUGUGGUUGAGCUCAAGUCAAAGAACUCUGAUGGCCAUUCAGACACUUCCGGUGAAUUAGUUGACGAGGAUUAUGAAGUAAUAAUCCCUGAAGCAGAGGAUAAGCGAAGCAGUAUUGAAUCAACUCCUAAAAGGAUAUCCAGACUAUACCAUUUUACAAAAACUGAUGCAGAACCCUUCAUAGAAGGAAAAACUGUGAAGACAGCCACAAGAAUUCAACUGACAUUCAAUGAAAGCGGUGCAUCCUGGGUGUAUCCAAUAGUACCACUGGAAUGCACAGUUACCAAUCCUCAGAUAGAAACCAAAUAUUCAGGGAUGAAAAAAUACAUUUCUUACCAAAUCACACCCAAUGACACAAAUAUCUCUGUUUACCAUCGAUACAAACAUUUUGAUUGGCUGUACUGUCGGCUAAUAGAGAAGUUUGGAUCUAUUAUCCCAAUCCCACUACUUCCUGAAAAAGAUAUUCCAUGGAGGUACAGUGAUGACUUUGUGCAGGCUCGUAUGGGUGGCUUGCAGGCCUGGAUUAACCGCAUAUCGCGUCAUCCUAUUAUCUCCCAGAGUGAAAUCUUUCAACACUUUAUCAGAAAAAGAGAUGAAAAGGAAUGGAAAGCUGGUAAGAGAAAUGCAGAGAAAGAUGAAGCUGUUGGAGGAAUGAUAUUCUCUGAAAUAAUGCCAUCGUCAGAGUUUAGGUUGCUGAAUGUAGAAGAAACAGAAAACCAUUUGACCUUUGCCAAAUGUAUGGGAGAAAGUGUUAGAAAUCUUAUAACAGUGACAGAGGAACACAUGGCACGGUGCACUGGAUCAGUAAAGUCAGAGUAUGUCAAAAUAGGGAAGGCCUUCUCGGACACCUCAGCAUCAUUUGCGAAAAGCACCUGUCAUGGGAAAGAAUCCAUUGCAAGUGCGUUAGCAUUUGUGGGAAAAACGUACGAUGAUAUUGGGAAUGUUUAUUUUCACCAGCCAAAGCAGGCUGUUCACUGCUUGUUGGAGAUCAGUAAAGAGUACAAAGGAUUGCUGGCCUCUUUCCCUGAUAUUAUAAACAUCCUCAAGGGAGCAAUAGAAAAGGCUCAUGAGUAUGAAAAACUUGCUCAAGUCAACAAAGUCACCAUGAAAGAAAAGGAAGCCAUAGUUUUCAAAGCUGGAAUCGUGUCUUCAGCUAUACAGGCUGAAAUCAAUCACUUUAACCAUGAACUUUCUAAUGACUACAAAGAAACAAUUCAACAUUUUCUGUAUGAACAGGUUCAGAUGUACAACAAGAUAACUGAUAAGCUGAGAGAAGCAUAUGCUCGCUUUGAAUUCUAAUGGUCCCCACAGGACCCUUAGACUUGUUCAAAAAGUUACAAUUUUGUAAUUUGACAUAUGAAUUUUUUGCAAAGUCCCAAAUGCAUUAAUUUAUAUUUUCAAUUUUACUACUUGUGUUUAUUUCAGUAUUUUGACACCACCUCCUGUAACUACUUCUCUAUCUGCUUUCCUUUAGUACUGAUUACACUUUUGCAGCUUUGACAAAACAUUUCCAGACAAGUAAAUCCAGCUACUCCGAGGCUUUUUGCUGGAACUGUAACAGCAACAGCAGCAGCACUCUGUGCAAUGCAGAAUCUUCACAAAUGCUCCAAAACCUAUUUCUGAUGUGUUUGUUACCUGCAGUAAGCCCACAUUCUACAACAUCCUUAUUUGCUAAGUACUCAUUUAAUAAAAAAACUAAAUUUGGAAUUUCCUGAAGAAUUGCAAUCUCUACAUUGUCCUCAAGGGACCAAAUUGUAAUCAAGUGUAACUUGCACCUUUUCUAGAGGUGCCUAGUAGCAUCCCUGGUGAUAUUUUAUUGUGAAUGAUCGAUUGCAUGCUCAGGUAAAAUACUGGGUACUAAGGGGAGUGAUUUUUAAGUCACCUAUGGAUAUCUGAUGUUUCUGUCAGAAAGGGAAGGGUGCAAAAUAAUGGCAAGUACUCCAGGUGGUAACAUAAAACUCUCAGCAGUCAGUUACAUAUCAGCUCAGAGCCCUAACUGUACAUUCACAAUAAUAUGAAAUCUAUAUAAAGUGACUUGCUACAGCAACAGGGCCCUAAGUGAGAACAAGGAAAAGUACAGCAAGAGGAGAUAGGAGUCUCAUUCUACUUAUGAGUCACUUUGGGGCUUGAUAAUCUGUUUACAUUACACAAGUUUAGCAAUAGUGGUAAUUAAAAAAAAACUUCCCUUUUUGGGGAACUGGGAAAUGUGGGAAACUGAAUAGAUGAGAAAAACAGUCUACUGAAAAUGUUCGCAUGUUU
This is a messenger RNA of Stegostoma tigrinum, 2599 nucleotides long. RefSeq names its product sorting nexin-9-like. Gene Ontology annotation, biological process: endocytosis; endosomal transport; cleavage furrow formation. The transcript has 18 exons. NCBI's taxonomy places the organism in Eukaryota, Metazoa, Chordata, Chondrichthyes, Orectolobiformes, Stegostomatidae. Gene Ontology annotation, molecular function: phosphatidylinositol binding; protein binding. The coding region runs from base 98 to 1639 and encodes 513 amino acids. The record is from RefSeq and is a predicted model, not a curated record. Gene Ontology annotation, cellular component: cytoplasmic vesicle; plasma membrane.